AUGUCGAGUUUAGACGCACCGCGGGCCAAGGGCCUGCUUCGGCUCGCGGCGCAGCGUCUGGCACAGAUGCGCGACCGCACCGACGCACAGGGACAGGUCGUCGCGAAGGAUAUUUCCACACUCCUCGCACAGCGCUCUGUACUGCUUGCGCGCGCUAAAGCACAGAAGCUCAUUCAAGAUGAGAUUAUGGCCGACAUGCUCGAACAUUUGGAGAACCUGCUUGGAGUAUUGAGCGAGAGGUUGCUGGAGAUCGACAGUCGGAGCCCGAGUCCUGCGGUCGUCGAAGCGGCGUCCAGCGUCAUUUACGCACAGCCAUAUAUCGAUUCAAAGGACUUGUCCGCCGUACGAGACCUACUUGCGGGUUCCCUUGGCCCUGAAUUCCUUCACGCCGCAUCUACGAAUCGAGACCAAUGCGUAUCCAAGCAGGUCAUUCGUGCGCUAUCUGCGCCCCCACCGUCCGCAGCGGAGCUUGACGCGUAUCUCAUGAACAUUGCGAGGACGCACGGUGUGCAAUGGGAGCCUGAACUGCGCUCGGAGGACGUCUUGCGCACGUUAUCAGAACUCCUGGACGUGAACACAGCCCCGGUGGUCGAUCUUCCGCGUUUGCAGCGGACAUGUGCCCAUGGCAUUCCUCCCGAUCCGUCCUGGUUACGACCAAGAACGUGGCGCAUACUACUUGGAACACUGCCGGUGCUCAAGUCUGCUUGGGAAAAGGAGGCUACCAAAAGUCGUGCAAACUACUAUGAACUCGUCAAGCGCCUUCUUCAACCCUUUACCGAACUUGGUCCGCCCACAGAGCCUCCCGCUCCUCUCGAUGCGGCACUAGCAGGCGCCGUGAAGGAUCUUUUCCGUGUCCCUCACGAGCUCUUCGCAGGACUCGGAGACGCGCCGGACCCAGCGCCCGCGUGUCCACUGGAUGAUUCUGCGCCGGAGGAUAGCCGCAUCCCCUUUGCCAAUAUUCUUGAUGCGCGUCUCAACGCGAUGCAAGCGACGAAAAGUGGACCGUUGACCGCCGACGCACCGCCUUCUAUCUCCGUGACAACCGAGGAAGGCGAGGAGAGCAGCGACAAUGGCUUGGGAAGCUCGACUUCGCGCGCUUUCAGCACGGGAGGCGCACACCCGACUCAUGCGUCAGCGCUCGUACGGCUGCUCUACGUCCAUAGCGCGCUCAACCCUGCAAAGCGCAGUCCACAUCUGGCUUCGGUGCUCCUGCCGCUCUAUGCUGUCAUGAUACGCGAGAUAGAGCCGUCUGAUCUUGCCCACGCCGAGGCCGAUACAUUCUGGGCAUUCGAAGCGGUAGUAGGCGAUUUCGCGGAAUUGGAGGAUGAAGAGGGCGGGGCGGCUUGGAUGGGGAAGUUUGGGGAACGCGUCGCUUGGGCGGACCCGGAACUUGCGAGUGAUCUACAGGCAAAGGGUCUGAGCCCGAGCUUGCCGCAUUAUUCGUAUCGAUGGCUGGCGCCACUUCUCACACAUACGCUGCCGCUCAGCGCGGUAUUGAGCGUGUGGGACGCGCUAUUCUCAAGACCUGAGACGACAAGGAAUGCAUCGCCCAAACUCGACUUCCUGCUCGACGUAUGCACGGCGAUGCUCUUGCGUGCACGAGGUCCAAUUUCUCGAUUAGGGAAAUCCGGUCGACGUUCACCCGGGCUCUGGGGUGAUGAGGGCGGGUUUCAGCCACCACCUUCGCCAACUCGCGCUUGGGAGCUCAAUGAUGCAUUCAUCGAAGGCAUGGCGCUGCUGCAAAUGUACCCGGUGACUGCAGCAGGUGGAGUCGAGAGCAUCCUCCAAACCGCUGCAGACCUCUUCUCUCGCCGUGAGGCCGAAGCCCGUGCGGCGAAAGCGCAACCGACAACACUCGCGGCUCGCGUGCGCGACACCGUUUGGCGGGGUUUCACCAAUCAGAGUUACUCGCCUGCGCCAUCUCCCGAUGCGAGUGAUGAUGAGGAGAGCGACGGAGAAGGGGAAGGGGAGGAAGAGAGUACGCAGGAUGAGGGGAAUAUGACGGAGCCUGUAUCAAAACGCGCGGCGCCCGCUGCGUCCAGGUUGAGCGCUGGCAUAGCGAACUCGGGAAUCGCGAACUCACUGUGGAGGGGUAUCACGAAUCGGAGCGCAAUGGAACCAUCGCCUUCACCUCCAGCACCCGCUAGUCCUUUGUUGCCACCCGGCUCGCCAAGAAUGGUACCGCCAUCGCCUCAAGCGUCUUCGUCCACUCUCGCGCCUCCGCCUGCUCAGGGCGCCUCACUAUGGAGUUAUGCGGAGAAGUUGAGGGACUCAGAUACGGCCGCGUCAUUGGCGAAAGUCAGCACGAACUGGCGCGUCAAAGCAUUCAGCGCAUGGAACGCGCGCUCGACCCCAUCAACGCCCGAACCUACGAGUCCGCCGCAGGUCCCUGCCAAAGGGCGGAGAAGCGAGUCUUUCGCUCCGGAGGGGCAUGAGCGUUCCGCGCUGGAUGCAUUCCGACGAGGAAGCUUACCAGCUCGUGAUCCAUCUGAGGUGUACUCCCCUCCACCUCGUCCUGCUUACUUCAAACCCCCGCGCGAUAGCUGGAUGCCGCAGCCCAGACGUUCGCCGCUGUCGUCGCCAACUACUCCGGAUGUCAUGUCAGAAGAAGCCAGCGAUGGAGGAAGUGCCAACGGUAGUUUGCAUGCGCGCGGACGCAGCGUCGGAAUACGCGAGUCGAUUGCAUCUCUCGGCGCUCUCUUACCUGCGGCUGCCGCAGUUAAGCCUCCCCCUACCCCAAAGUCCGGUCCACGCCCCCUUUUGCUAAGUGCAGGCACGAGCGUCUUGACUGGUACAUCACCAACUCCGUCGCGGACACCGUCCCGAGCGCCUUCGCGAGCCCCGUCACGUUCGCCAGCGCCCAGUCGAGAUCGGUUCGAUAUUAGACCUCCUGCGCCGCCGCACGCGCGGCAAGACAGUAUGCAGAGCAUAUCGUCCAUUGGCGACGCGAUCGGCUUAACUUCGCGUGCGCGUCUCUCAGAUGCAGAUAGCGACGCAGGUGGAAGUGCAAAUGGCAGCCGCAUUGUGCGUCUCAACCGUCAAAGCAUGUCGCCAAUGGCACUCGCGGCAAAGCACGCUAGGAUGGCAUCGAUGAACACAAAUCCGAUAUCGCCGACGAGCUCGGGCGCUGUUCCAUCUCCAGCCCUCUCUCGGGGUAGUUCGCGGGGAUGGUACGCUCCGCCCGAUUCACCCGGGACGCUGGCUAGCUCGCCGCCGCCACCCACACCACCGAGCUUACCGUAUCUUUCGGAUGAGGCCGCUGUGCGCGAUGACGACACGGUCGUGCUACGCGCCCAAGCACCGAACGAUGUGCGUGUCCUGGAACCGCCUGCGCAAGCGCGUCGACUGGCGCGAAAGAAGACGCCGCCGCCUGUAGCACGAGAUACAUCCGACUCCGAAGCCGGCACAUUCGAAGCGCCCAGUCCAACGCGCAGUCCCCGCUCGCGAGGGAAACGUCCGGCACAUCUGCGUCUCGAGAAGGAUGGCCCUCAAGAUGGCACUGUUCGCAUGCGGACACAGAGCCCGUCAAGUACGCUUGCGUUGCCCCAGUGGGACGACCCUGAACCCGCUACGACUCCACGCGCGAAUGCGACCGCCUUCCCAAGCAACGGUGAUCGUGAUGAGGAUGCGGCGUCGCCUCGUUCACCCCGGCGUAGGAAGGUUUCAGCGGACGGCGAGCCUCCGCGAGUAAGGAAACUGUCGUCUGAUGGGCGAGCGAGGAAGAUCUCGGGCGGGACGCUCAGCCGUAGCGCGCCAGGACGGAAGCUCUCUGGAGAGAGUACCACGCGCGUGAGAAGGGUCAGCGAUGCGAGAACCAUUACCGCCGCCAGCGAGAGCGGGGCAGAGAUGGGUGACGACGAGGGCUACGACGACCUCUUGAGCGCCUAUGAGAGCGAGGACAGCGCUGCAAACCAUUAG
This is a messenger RNA of Peniophora sp. CBMAI 1063, 3918 nucleotides long. NCBI's taxonomy places the organism in Eukaryota, Fungi, Basidiomycota, Agaricomycetes, Russulales, Peniophoraceae. The record is from the annotation of a GenBank genome assembly.